This is a messenger RNA of Cuculus canorus (common cuckoo), 1766 nucleotides long. RefSeq names its product 3-hydroxyisobutyryl-CoA hydrolase (gene HIBCH). Lineage: Eukaryota; Metazoa; Chordata; Aves; Cuculiformes; Cuculidae. The record is from RefSeq and is a predicted model, not a curated record. Gene Ontology annotation, biological process: L-valine catabolic process. The transcript has 14 exons. Gene Ontology annotation, molecular function: 3-hydroxyisobutyryl-CoA hydrolase activity. Bases 84 to 1244 code for a protein of 386 amino acids. Gene Ontology annotation, cellular component: mitochondrion.
UCGGCGGGUAGAAAGGCACCCGCCCCCCACCCGCAUGCGCCUCACGCUGCCCGUGACGGCGGUCGCGCGCGCUGGCGGCCGCCAUGGCGGUGCGGGCACUGCGAGCGCUGCCCAGGCUGAAGCCAUUCAACAGGCUGCAAGUAAUAUUACAACAUCUGAAAAUGUCUAAGCACACAGAUUCCACAGCUGAAGUGUUGUUGGAAAAGAGAGGAGGUGCAGGAGUAAUAACUCUGAAUAGACCCAAGGCUCUCAAUGCAUUUAAUCUUUCCAUGAUCCGUCAAAUUUAUCCACAAAUAAAGAUGUGGGAGCAAGAUCCUGAAACUUUUCUAAUAAUUAUAAAGGGAACUGGAGGAAAAGCUUUUUGUGCUGGGGGUGACAUCAAAGCCAUCACAGAGGCAGGAAAAGUUGGAGGUAGACUGACACAGGAUUUCUUCAGAGAAGAAUAUACCCUGAACAACACCAUAGGCACUUGCAAGAAGCCAUAUGUGGCACUUAUCGAUGGCAUUACAAUGGGAGGGGGAGUUGGCCUCUCGGUCCAUGGACAUUUCCGAGUUGCUACAGAGAAGACACUUUUUGCAAUGCCAGAAACAGCAAUAGGCCUUUUUCCUGAUGUAGGUGGAGGAUAUUUCUUGCCAAGACUAUCAGGGAAGAUUGGCUACUACCUUGCGUUAACAGGAUUUAGGCUGAAAGGGAGAGAUGUACUGAAAGCUGGCAUUGCUACACAUUUUGUAGAAUCCGAAAAGCUACCUGCCUUAGAGAAAGACCUGAUAGCACUGAAAUCUCCUUCAACAGAAAAUAUUGCAGACUUACUGAACUCUUACCAUGCGAAGAGUGAAGAUGAUCAAGAAAAGGAGUUUGUGCUUGAUAAACAUAUGGAGAAGAUUAACAGUCUUUUUUCAGCAAACAGCAUGGAGGAAAUUGUUAAAAAAUUAAAGCAAGAUGGUUCUCCUUUUGCCAUUAAGCAGCUAGAGACUAUUAAUAAGAUGUCACCUACAUCGUUAAAGAUAACUCUCAGACAACUCAGAGAAGGAGCUUCCAUGAGCUUACAAGAUGUACUCACGAUGGAAUACAGGAUGAGCCAAGCAUGCAUGGUAAAGAGCCAUGACUUCUAUGAAGGGGUUCGAGCAGUGCUGAUUGACAAAGACCAGUCCCCCAGAUGGAAUCCAGCUGCUUUAGAAGAAGUCAGUGAUGAAUUUGUGGAUGAUUUUUUUAAGCCACUGGGAAGCAACGAUCUCAAGUUGUAAAGAUCAAGCCUAUUGACAUCUUAUAGAUCUGCUUAAUGCCAUGAUAUAAAAUUUAAUAGUAGUGUGUUAAAGUUUGACAAGAUUCUUUAAGCUAGCCUGAGAUUUGUAAGUCUAAUUUUUUGCAUUCAGGAACUUUCUCUUUGUUAUGCUGCCAUAAUGACAAAAUAAUCAUAUCUCAAAUUACUUCAAGGCAAAUUAGGCAAAUUGGGUUUUUUUCUGCUUUAGACAAUGAUUAACAUUUAAUUUUUUGCGUCAACUCUUAGUUUAGGAUGAACCUUUAGGGAAGACAGCAUAGUUAAGGGAUGACCUAGUAAGAAAGAAGUUAGGAGACUUUUGUGUUCUUGCUACUGUCACUAUCUGUUGAAUUGGGAUUGUGCCUGAGAUUCUUUGUUAUACAUUGAAAAUAAAAUAUACUUAAAGCUUUGAAACAGUUGGGAAAAUGUAAGACAUGCUAAAUCCAUAGUGUUAAGUAGUCUUAAAUAAAGGGUCAGACUGACGCAUUAUUACCACGAGAGCAAGAAA